AUGACUCCCCUUGUGGCAGAUCCCCGCCAGCUCGUGGUGGUGCUCAACCCUGCCCGCCGCAAAGCGUUCUAUACCCUUCUGUACGAUAUUACGGGCUAUAUGCGCUCCCAGCUCGAGCUUAAAGACGGCAACCAGAACGCCUCGUCAACUGCAAACCCGGCCUCGCCAUCGCUUCAGGACCGCAACGCCCCGCUCUUCGUCCCGGACGCCGACCAGGGCGGUCGCAGCAGCAGCCCCAGCCACCCGGAUCGCGGAGGCUCCGGUGUGCACAGCGCCCAGCUCCGGAUCCUAAGGAGGGCGGCGCUGAAGCACUUUGACGAAUGGCGCAAGGACGUUCUGGAGAAGGUCAAAGAGAUUGCAUCGGCUAGAGACGAUGACAAGAUCCUUGAGGCCCGGAAGAAGCGACUCGAGGAGAUGGAGAAGCUGCAGCAUGAGUCUCCGGGGGUGGGUGAGGAUCUGAUCAACUUUGGAGACGCGCCAAAGGCUGCAUCGACCGAAGUCAACAAGGAGGUGGCCAUUCUGCAGGAGCACUAUCAUCCGAUUCCCAAUCGAUUCACUACCAUCUCGGUAGAGGACAGGAAAGAGGUUCUCAGCUGCCUUUUGGUCCUCGUCCUGUCUACUGGAAGCUACUCUGCGCACUCUAGAGUUUUGGCUCUGUACCUCACAUCUGCCUUUGGGCUCCCGUUGUCAACACUCAUUUCAGAGGAGACGGAGAUCGCCAAAUCCCUGGUUGAGUCAUCGACUUCGACUGAGAGCCAGAAGGCUAGCAUGUCGGCUGAGGCCGAGGCCGCGAAACGGCGCCAGGAGAACCAGAAGAGCCGUUUCUGGAAAGUCGGUCUGGCUUCGGUGGCCGGUGCCGCUGUGAUCGGAAUCACGGGUGGCUUGGCAGCCCCAGUCGUCGCAGGUGCGAUCGGUGGCCUCAUGGGAAGCGUCGGACUUGGUGGCGUCGCCAGCUUCCUUGGUGUCUUCUGGAUGAAUGGUGCCCUUGUCGGCACACUCUUUGGUGCCUUUGGCGCCAAGAUGACAGGCGAAAUGAUGGACACCUACGCCAAAGAGGUCGAGGACUUCCGCUUCAUCCCGCUCAAGGACGAAUGGGGCCAGGACUAUAAACGAGCCGACCCCGACGGCAAGCAGGGGGCACGGCUUCGCGUGACUAUUGGUAUCAAUGGAUGGCUGAAUGAGGAGGGCGACGUGACGAAACCCUGGCGCAGCUUGGGUGACGAGUCCGAAGUCUUCGCCUUGCGGUAUGAGAUGAAGUCACUCCUUGCUCUCGGUCGAGAAUUGGACAAUCUCGUGUCCUCAUACGCCUGGAGCUUUGUCAAGGUGGAAAUCCUCAAGCGAACCGUCCUUGCCUCCCUGUGGGCUGCGCUCUGGCCUGCCUACCUCAUUAAGGCUGCUUCGCAGAUCGAUAACCCCUUCAACCUAGCCCGCAACCGAUCCGACAAGGCUGGCCGAGUGCUUGCUGAUGCUCUUAUUGCCAAGGUACAGGGAGAAAGGCCCGUUACGUUAGUGGGCUACUCGCUUGGUGCACGCGUCAUUUACUCAUGCCUACGCUCUCUGGCUGAACGGCAGGCGUUCGGUUUAGUCGAUACCGUGGUUCUCAUUGGCGCCCCGGUGCCGUCCAACAGAGAGCACUGGCAGGUUCUCCGAUCCGUGGUAUCCGACCGCAUCGUGAACGUGUACUCGGAGACAGACUACAUCCUUGGAUUCUUGUACCGCACAACAUCCCUUCAGCUGGGAAUUGCGGGCCUGCAGGAGGUCAAGGACAUUGAAAGAGUCGAGAACCUGAACCUGAGCGAGGAAGUCAGCGGGCAUCUCCGCUAUCCUGGCUUGAUCGCCAAGAUCCUGACGCGGUGCGGCUUUCCCAACGUCAGGGACGGCGCUGGUGCCAUAGAGAAGGACGAAGACAUCAAGAUCACCGACGAGGAGGCGGGGUCGCAGAUGGGCGAGCUUAUGCAGCUGGAUGCCCAGCCUGAUCCGGAAGCAGAGCCGCAGCCGAUCAGGUCUAAGCAGACUGCGAGGUUCCCGAAUGAGCUACGGCAUCCGUUGCAUCCUGAUCCGCCUCAGCGGAAGAAGGUGCCGAAUCGCAACAAGGUGUCCAGAGGGGGUGCGGCCUCAGUCUCGCAGGCCUCUGAUCCCCUAGGAUCCGAGGGCGGUGACCCGUUGAACCUGAGUUCUCUAGGUCAAGCCAAGAAGAAGCCAUCUUCUCCUCACCACGAAGAUCUACUUAGUCUGAGCUCUCCACCUCUAGAGAAGCAGGAGCCGAGCAGUUCCAAGACCGCCGACCCCCUUAACCUGAGCUCCCUCGGCCAAAAGAACGAGGGGCAUUUCUCCUCCGAGGUUGCGGGUAAGGAUGGAGUGCAACAGAAGAACCCGGAACUUCCUCCUCGACCUGUCGCAGUUCAAUCGUUCCAAAGCGACGGCGCCCUGGACACACAUCACCAUCGUCCGGAACUCCCGAUUAGACCCAAGACUUUCCCGGUGCCAGUCCAGGAAGAGGAUUCCGAUAGCGAUAACGAGAGUUUCAAGGGGAUUCAGUUGGUCGACAAUGAUGGCUCGGGGGAUAUGAUGAGCUACUCGAAGCCCUUGAGGGCUGACGAAUAG
Colletotrichum spaethianum is the source of this 2604-nucleotide messenger RNA. RefSeq lists its product as uncharacterized. The coding region runs from base 1 to 2604 and encodes 867 amino acids. The record is from RefSeq and is a predicted model, not a curated record. NCBI's taxonomy places the organism in Eukaryota, Fungi, Ascomycota, Sordariomycetes, Glomerellales, Glomerellaceae. The transcript has a single exon.